Molecule: messenger RNA, 2307 nt
Organism: Patiria miniata (bat star)
Lineage: Eukaryota; Metazoa; Echinodermata; Asteroidea; Valvatida; Asterinidae
Product: E3 ubiquitin-protein ligase TRAF7-like
Exons: 15
Coding region: 24-1880 (618 amino acids)
Molecular function (GO): protein binding; zinc ion binding
Source: RefSeq, a predicted model, not a curated record
GCGAAUCCUAGUCAUUUUUCAUCAUGGCGACUUCCGUGUUCGCGGAAGAACCAUCAGUUCACCUCUUUUGCCCCUCGUGUAAACAUCUUCUGCAGGACCCAGUGAUCAGCGUGGCAUGCGGGCACACAUUCUGUAGGCUGUGUCUAACGGACGGCAAAGAUUCGGUGAUUUUGGAGGCUUGUCCUGUCGACGAGAAGCCGUUGAAAAAUACGUCAGUUGUUGCGAACAGGGCCAUCACCUCUCAGCUAGACGACAUACUGGUGUACUGUAAAAACGGCAUCAAGCGGUUCAGCUCCAGGAAUGACGAGCUAGUCACAGACACCUGCGGCUGUCCCGAGCUGGUCCACCUAUCCCAGAAGGCCGAGCAUGAAUCCAGCUGUCCGUACAGCUCCCUGGCGUGCCCAAACAGCCCCGAGUGUGGGGUCAUACAGCGACUGCAUCUAGAGGAUCACUUCUUGAGCGUCUGUCCUUACGUGAAGUGUCGUUAUCAUGAGCAAGGUUGCACAUUCAGCAAUAAAUCGCAAGCUGUGGAGGACCACUGCCAAUCAUGUAAAUACAAAGAGCAUCCAGGCUAUGCUGCAGAUAGCAUUUCAAAGCAAUCUUUCGAAGAGCAAAUUCUCCUACAGAAACAGGUGCAGAUGCUGAUUGAGAAGGUCUUAUUUCUGGAAAAUGGCAGAGACGAGAUGAAAGCACAGCUAGAUGCUUGCACAAGGGCUCUGGCCGACAUGGAGACCAAGUGUAAUGACUUGAAGUCAACCAUCACUAAGCACGACGCUAAGCUCAGCAGCUCCUCCUUCAACCGAUCUCAAAGACCUAGCAUCAGACCGAGGACUGCCUCAGAUCGUCGCGAUUCAUCCAGCCCUGAAAACACCAUCACAAGCCAUGACCACUGGCAAGUGCCAUUUGAGUUCAAAUGCAUAGGAACCUUAAGAGGACAUGAUGCUGCCAUCCAUUGCCUAGCAACAAGAGGUCAUAAGUUAUACUCCAGUGGAGCAGACAAAGUCAUCAAAGUGUGGGACGUGGACGCCCUGAGUAAAGGAUGCGUGCAGAACAUCAAAGGACACACGGAUACGGUUAAUGCCCUGCUAGCCGGCAGUGACUUCCUGUACAGUGCUGGCGAAGACCAGACCCUCCGUAUGUGGAAAUAUGACACGAUGAAGGAACACAAGUGCAUCAAGAAAGCCCAUGACAGUGCCAUAUGUGCUUUGGUCAAGAACGGAAAAUAUCUCUUCUCAUCGGGAUAUUCCACAAUCAAGGUUUGGCAUGUGAACACCCUGGAGUCCGUCACAACCAUUUCAGGUCAACAUCAUUGGGUCAGAGCCCUGACUUUAGAACCUUCAAAGGAGGUGCUUUACAGCGGUUCACACAACACAGUCUGCCUGUGGGAUGCCACAGGCCAGUUCAACCUGAAGAGGAAGUUGGAGCAUGAGUACGGUUCCGUCUACGCCCUGGCGAUCACCUCCAAAUACAUCAUCAUGGGAACACGGGGAGAGAGUGGAAAAGAAGAGGGGUCAAAGAACUCUUUGGAAGGGCAUUCAGGUUCGUACAACAGAAAUAUGCAGCUGUUUGACGUCAUCACCCACCAGCACGUCAAAUGUCUGGGCGGCCAUAUUGGAAUCGUCACCGGCUUAGCCACGAGCCCUGCCGGCCAGUUUGUCAUAUCCAGCUCCUACGAUAACACAAUACAGAUAUGGGAUCUGCAGAAUUUCCUUUCCCUCCAAGUUCUCUCCCGUCACCAGGGCAGCGUCAACGCCAUCGUGCUGUGCCAUAGCUUACUCUUCACUGCAUCCGAAGAUAAAGAAAUCAAGAUCUUCAAAUACUUCCGUCUGAUCACCUACAGCAGCUUUGGUAACCACAUCUUGCCGGGAAAGGACAUGUAAACAAUUCUUCUGGAACAACUCGUCAGCAGUAAUAAAUUUGGUGAAAGUGGAGUGCCGUGGCCUAAGUGGAGUGCUGUGGCCUCGUGGUCUGGAGCAUUGAAUUCGCAGUCUGCGGGUAAUGCUGCAGGUUGUGGGUUCGAGGCCAGCCUGGGGUUGUGGUGCGUGUGCCCUUGGGCUAGGCACUUUGUCACUCAUUGUUUCUCCCCACCCAGGAGUAAAUGGGUACCUGUGUGGGCAGAGAUGGUAUAUUGUGGUUGAUUUUAGCUGCCUUUGCGCCGUAAUGGCAGCAACGAGCUUUACACCCUCAGGGAGCUGAGAUGGUAUUUUGAAAGUUUCAUUGGCCCAACGAGCAGGGUAAUAAUGGCGCCGCGCCUUGAGCACCAAUACUGGUGGAUACAUGCGCUUUAUAAAUGCACACAUAACAUUA